Messenger RNA from Rhododendron vialii, 919 nucleotides. RefSeq names its product peroxynitrite isomerase Rv2717c. The coding region runs from base 110 to 616 and encodes 168 amino acids. Lineage: Eukaryota; Viridiplantae; Streptophyta; Magnoliopsida; Ericales; Ericaceae. The record is from RefSeq and is a predicted model, not a curated record. The transcript has 4 exons.
UCCGUAUGUACUCAUAGCAGCUUUGGCUGUGGUGCUAGUUGUUGUUGAAAAGAAAAGGAAGACAGGGGGCGAGGCUGGUGAGAGGGAGAGAAAUAGUCAAAAUUGGGAGAUGGAAGGCAGUGAGAGCUCGGCAUCUCAACAAGCUCAAGUAGCAGCAGUGCAUCCAGCAGUGGAGCCGCUAUCAUACUUGCUUGGGACCUGGAGAGGCCAAGGCGAGGGUGGUUUUCCCACCAUCAACUCCUUCAAAUACGGCGAACAGCUCAACUUUUCCCAUCCUGGCAACAAGCCUGUGAUUGCUUAUUCUCAAAAGACUUGGAAACUAAACUCCGGAGAGCCUAUGCACGCUGAGAGCGGCUAUUGGAGACCUAAACCUGAUGGCACGAUUGAAGUUGUUAUCGCUCAGAGCACUGGUCUGGUUGAAGUCCAGAAAGGAACAUAUGAUGCAGAAGAGAAAGUGGUGAAGCUUCACAGCGAACUUGUUGGCAAUGCUUCUAAGGUGAGAGAGAUAACUCGAGUUUUCAAGUUGGUCAAUGAAGAAUUGGUUUAUGUGGUUGAAAUGGCUACGAGUCUUAAUAGUCUUCAACCACAUUUGAAAGCCUCACUCACGAAGCUCUGAUGCACAGUUAUCUUAUUUUACAGCUGCUCUCGUUACUUGCUAGCUGCAGCUACCCUUAGGUUCUGCUAGUUAUGCUGCUAUUAGUGAACACCUUUUGUAUUUUAAGCGAUGGAAUAACUUUGUUGAACCUUUCGACAAUUGUGGCGAAUGAUUUAACUCUGCACAUUGUAUAUUAAAAGAUGGUACUCAAGAGAUUGUUGUUGCAAUGGCAGAAUAAGUGCACCAAAGGCUUUUGAACUACCCGAAGAAUCGAAGCAUCACUAUUGAUGUUUUCUAAAGAUGAAUGCAACAAUCUGUUAUAUA